CGGUUGCGCCUUUUCCGUUCUGGCCUCGAGGUAGGCGAGAGCGAGGCAAGGGCAGCUCGCGCGGCUGAGGGGGAGAAGCCUCCCCCCCUUAGAGGUUGGCCUCUAUGGAGGGGGGCGCCGGGAACACGAAGAGCUCCGGCCUGGGAGGCCUCUUCGGCGCCGGAGGGCCGGGAUAUUCCCACGCAGACCUGGCGGGCGUCCCUUUGACUGGAAUGAACCCUUUGUCUCCAUAUUUAAAUGUGGACCCUAAAUAUCUUAUACAGGACACAGAUGAAUUCAUUUUACCCACUGGAGCUAGUAAAACUAGGGGUAGAUUUGAGCUGGCCUUCUUUACAAUUGGAGGAUGUUGCAUAACAGGAGCUGCAUUUGGUGCACUGAAUGGCCUGAGACUGGGCUUGAAGGAGACACAAAGCAUGGCUUGGUCUAAACCUAGAAACGUACAGAUUUUAAAUAUGGUGACAAAGCAAGGAGCAUUAUGGGCCAAUACUCUUGGAUCUGUAGCAUUGCUGUAUAGUGCAUUUGGAGUUGUUAUAGAAAAAACACGUGGUGCAGAAGAUGAUCUGAAUACAAUUGCUGCUGGAACUAUGACAGGCAUGUUGUAUAAAAGUACAGGUGGACUGCGUGGGAUAGCCAGAGGAGGCAUUACAGGACUGAUGCUUACCAGCCUCUAUGCUCUCUAUAACAAUUGGGAACAUAUGAAGGGCUCAUUGCAAAGGCAGUCACUUUGAGCAUGACUGUAGAGAACUGAGUAUAUACUUAAGUAAUGCAAUCAGACUUGAAUCCCUUCAACGCAGCACAGAACUGAAUGGAGUAUAAUAGACUAGAGAAUCUCAUUGUGAUGACAUUGUUAUGAAGAGUGCCCCAUCCUUUCAACGGACAGGUGGUGAGAUGUGCUACUUUUUCUGCAAGGGUGAAGAUCUUACCUCCACAGCAUGUUCUGUUCACUUUUGCUCAGGCCAGAAUUACUGUAUUUUAACUUGGGUUAUAUAAUCAUCUGUGUAGCCAGGUUUGUGUACUAGUACCAUUGCUUGAUUUCAUUGUAAUAAAGUUUAAGUCCCUAUUCCAAUUCCUUUCUCUUAAAAGAUGGGCCCUAACUCAGUAAUAGCUGGUGGUAAAGGUACCUAUGGCCAUGGUGAGCCACCAAUGGACCAAUAACUCAAAGGUACAUUAAGGUGAGGUGGUAGAAAAUAUAUUGAAAAUGGAAAAAACAAGUACAUGCUUUAAAAACAGUCUUAUGGUGUUUUGAGAAGCUAAGACAUUUAGGAUGGCAUCAGCUUUCAUAAUUACCCUUUAUAUCAUCAGAUACAUGAAGUACUGCCCUGUCACAGAGGCAUAAAUACAUAAUUGGGAAGGAGUUUUUAAACUUGACACCUGAGAACUGAAAUGCAGAAAACCACUUAACAGUGGCAAUUCACAAAAUAUUAUGCAUUGGUGAGUAACAAAUCAUAGGCUGAAGUUCACCCACAGUAAAGUAAAAUAAGCCUUCCUGUUUAAGUCACAUAUAGUGAAUCCAUUAAAGAUAUUCCAUCUUGAAAUAUGUAAGAAGGGUUUUCCCUGUGUCCUAGAUGGCUAAGUUCCUCCCCUAGUUUUUAAUUUUGACAUUACUGCUAUUAAGUUUAUGUCUGUUACUACUCUGCAGUUUUGUGAAUAAACCACUGCUAAGGCAGUUAUCACCAGCUGUA
Molecule: messenger RNA, 1682 nt
Organism: Pogona vitticeps (central bearded dragon)
Lineage: Eukaryota; Metazoa; Chordata; Lepidosauria; Squamata; Agamidae
Product: mitochondrial import inner membrane translocase subunit Tim23
Biological process (GO): protein import into mitochondrial matrix
Cellular component (GO): TIM23 mitochondrial import inner membrane translocase complex
Molecular function (GO): transmembrane protein transporter activity
Source: RefSeq, a predicted model, not a curated record